AUGUAUCCAGGACAAAAGUAUAACCAGUUGUAUGGUUCAAGUGAAAAUUCUUCUCAACCACCACCACAACAAUAUGCACAAUAUCCGCAACAUCCACAAUAUCCACCACCGCAACAACCUCAUUAUCCACAACAACCUCAAUAUCCACCACCACCAUCACAAUCUCAAUAUCCACCACCACCACCACAAUCUCAAUAUACACCACCACCACCACAACAAUCUCAAUAUCCGCCACCACCACCACAACAGUCUCCUUAUUAUCAACCACCACAAUAUCCUUCCCCUCAAUCAUAUUAUCCUCCUCCUUCAGGUGCUCCACCUUCACAGAAUAAUCUGAAUAGUUAUGCUCCUCCCCCCGGUCCUCCACCAAAGAAUAAAUAUGGUCCCCCUCCCGGACUUCCAUCAGGGCCAGGAAACUAUCCUCCUUCUUCCCAGUCCUCUAUUCCUCCUAAUUCAUAUCAGUCACCUAAUGUUCCUCCUCCUCAUUCAGGAAAUACUCAUUAUGGCGGACAAAAUUAUCAGUUAUCAAAUUGUUCAGGACGAAAAAGAGCUUUAUUAAUUGGAAUUAAUUAUUUUAAUACUAACUUUGAAUUAAAAGCAGAAGAUAUGGUUGUUCUGACAGAUGAUCAGAGAGAUCCAAGGAAAAUUCCCAAUAGAUACAAUAUUUUGACAGCUAUGAAAUGGUUAGUGAGAGAUGCGAGAGUAAAUGAUUCGUAG
Diversispora eburnea is the source of this 717-nucleotide messenger RNA. NCBI's taxonomy places the organism in Eukaryota, Fungi, Glomeromycota, Glomeromycetes, Diversisporales, Diversisporaceae. The record is from the annotation of a GenBank genome assembly.